GAUGGACAAGACCCUCGGCUGCCUCUGCCUAGCACCAAAUCCAUAGCCGCACUGCAGGCUGUGCUAGCUGCUGAAAUGAGCCACUUGCGCCUGUGGGAGCACAUCUGGCGCACUCGGCAGGCGGCCCCCUUUGCAUUGAUUCUUGAGGAUGAUGCCAGGAUUCCGAGGAAUCUGGAGCAGCACUUGGCAUGGCUCCGGGAGAUCCCGGAGGAUUGUGACAUGGUGAUGCUGGGUUACUACCUCAUGUGUUACACUGAUGGCAACCUGACUCAGUCUUGCGACAGGGACAGCCAUGAGUACAGAGACUUUGUUAGGAUUGAAAAGGCUGUUUCCGAAGGAGGCACGCAAAAGGCCCUCGUACAUGGUCCAGCACGAUUUGCAGGUGCUCACGCCUACCUGGUGAAGGUAGAGAGCAUUCCUCGGCUACUCCGGCAUGUGGAGCACAUUCGAGAUCAGGUCCUCGCCAACUCUUCCCUCCCGUUGAAGAUGAUGGGCACCGAUUAUGCCACAGACUUUGGGAAGGAUUGUCGCAAAUAUGUCAGAAGCCCACCGACCAUCCAGCAAGCCCAUGACCUUUACAAAACGCAGAUUCCAACGAGAAUUUGGAUGAAAUUUGAGGAGCAUAGAGGUCAGGUGGCUGAUGUGAGUUUUGAGUUCAGUGCCGGUAGUAUUAUGCUGAUUGGGGCAAGCUUGCUUGCGCUAUUCGCCAUGUCGUCCUCCCGGUUUCAGACGAGUUGCCGAGGUGGAGAUGACCCUGUGGUGCAAACUUUUCUGGGAGAAGAGCCGAUGUAG
This is a messenger RNA of Symbiodinium pilosum, 792 nucleotides long. The record is from the annotation of a GenBank genome assembly. NCBI's taxonomy places the organism in Eukaryota, Dinophyceae, Suessiales, Symbiodiniaceae.